GGACAGUCGCAAGAAUGCGACGCGAGCCCAAUUGCCAAUCGUGGAGAUGGCAACGGAUUUUAUAUUGAUUAAUUGACAUAUGUAUUCCAAAUGUACCGUUUAGAUAAUAUAUCAUUCAAAUUCUAAUGUGAUCUUCAACGACACAUAUCGCUCGGCGAUUAAAAUUCGCAGUUAACGCAACGUGUCGUCUCGUUGCGCCAAAAGAUCAUAAAACGUUAAAUAACGAAAAAAAAAACGGGAAAAAUGUUCCGUAGAUUUGAGGCAGGAGUCGAUAGAAUUCGAGCAUUGAAACCAUUUAAUCUAUGCGGUGUUAGAUACUUACGUGAACCCUGUCAACCUUUAAAACGUUGUCCAAGAUGGGUAUGCGUAGAAGAUGCUGUAAAAAUCAUCAAUUCCGAGCACCUUGUAUUUAUCCAGGGUAGUUCAGCUACACCGAUGGAAUUAAUACGAGGUAUGACAGAGCAUGGAGUCUGUAAUAAUUUACGUGGUGUACGACUAUUACAUAUGGGUUUGGAGGGAAGUGCCCCAUUUGCUAAUCCGGAAUUCGAGAAACAUUUUAGAUCUGUCAGUUUAUUCAUUGGUUCGAAUUUGCGCGAGGCGGUGAACGAAGGACGAGCAGAUUACAUACCGAUAUUUCUACAUGAAGUACCGAAGCUGUUUUUUGAGAAGAGAAUUAAUCCUGAUAUAGCACUGAUCCACGUCAGUGCUCCUGAUUUUCGGGGAUAUUGUUCACUAGGUACUAGCGUGGAUUGUACUCGUGCUGCUGUUUGCACGGCAAAAGUUAUCAUCGCUCAAGUAAAUGAACAUAUGCCAAGGACAUUUGGGGAUGCUGUCAUUCACUGUAGCCAUUUUGAUUGGGCUGUAAGAUAUGAUUGUCCAUUGCCUUGUAUUGCUGGAACUCCACCUACAGAUAUCGAACAAGAAAUUGGCAAGAUUAUUGCCACUCGACUUAUUGAGGAUGGAGCAACCCUACAGAUGGGUAUUGGUAAUAUACCAGAUGCGAUAUUGUGUGCAUUGGGCAAUCAUAAAAACCUUGGGGUACAUACUGAAAUAUUCAGUGAUGGAAUGUUAGACCUUGUUGAGAAAGGAUGUAUCACUAAUAAGAAAAAGAUAAAGCAUCGAGGUAGGGCAGUCAGUACUAUGGUGCUUGGCACUAAGAAACUCUAUGACUAUGUGCAUAAUAAUCCAUUUGUUGAAAUGCUGGGAAUCAAUUACGUUAAUGAUCCACGAGUAAUUGCGAUGCAACCUCGAAUGACAGCCGUAAAUUCCUGCAUUGAAAUGGAUAUUACUGGCCAAGUGUGUUCUGACAGUCUUGGAGUUAAGAUGUAUUCCGGUUUUGGUGGACAGCUAGAUUUCAUUCGAGGUGCAGCAAUAUGCCAUGAUGGUCGGGGGAAAGCAAUUAUAGCAUUCCCUUCAGUAACCAGUAAGGGAGAGAGUAAAAUUCAACCGGUCCUAAAGCUAGGUGGUGGUGUGGUAACAACUAGAGGUCAUAUACAUUAUGCUGUUACGGAACAUGGGGUAGCUCAGCUUUUUGGUAAAACUCUUCGACAGAGAGCAAAUGCACUUAUUCAAAUUUCACAUCCGGAUCAUAGAGAAUGUCUCGAGAAAGCUGCAUACGAACGACUAAAGACAAUGCCAACCAAAUAUUUAUGAUUGCACAAAAAAUAUUGAUUUUCUAGAAGUGAAUUAUAACUAUUUGUAAUCAUAAGGGACGUAACAGUGAUUACAUAACCGGGAUUGAACCGCGGUUGUUCUUUAUGAUACUAGCAGAUAGAUGCUCAUUUAAAAAAAGGCAAUUAAUUGAUUUGGGCGAAAUUCUAAAACUUUGACAAAAACCUCGUCUCUUCGAUGUAAUGAUACAGAAAAAAUAAGUUUCAUUGGAGGUAAAUAACGCUGAUUCUGGAAAUAUGUUUCAUCUUACGCUCAAUUAUUCUAAUUGAUAAUACAACAGUAGUUCCUCUUUUCUGUUUUUUUUUUACAAAAUAAUCUUUUUACAAGAACAAUUAGAACAAACAAAGGAUCGCCGUAUUUAUACAGUAAGAUAGUUUAAAAUAAUAAUGAAAAAAUCGAAAAUCAAUGUAAAACCAAAUGUAAUGACAAGUUUAUAAUGUCCUUUAUUGGCAGCAAACAUUUGGACAAGCAUUUGUUUUGUAAAGUGUUUUUGUACAAGAACAAAUAUACACUAAAUUUUUAUAACAUAUAUAUAUAUACACACCUGUAUAUCGGCGCACGGUAUAAUUCUUGGGACGUUUCUACGCCCGAAUAUCUGAUAAAUGCUCAGUAUAAAUAUUAUGUAGUAAUUCAAUUGUGAUAACGUUUAUUAUCGAUAACAUCACAGCAUCAAACUUUUAUCUCAUUAAUAUUCGAAAGUGCACGAUUGAUAGUAUAGGAAAAAAAAAGUGGAAUUAAAUAUCGCAGCACAAACGACAA
Molecule: messenger RNA, 2430 nt
Organism: Cephus cinctus (wheat stem sawfly)
Lineage: Eukaryota; Metazoa; Arthropoda; Insecta; Hymenoptera; Cephidae
Product: 4-hydroxybutyrate coenzyme A transferase
Exons: 6
Coding region: 244-1653 (469 amino acids)
Biological process (GO): acetate metabolic process
Cellular component (GO): mitochondrion
Molecular function (GO): acetate CoA-transferase activity
Source: RefSeq, a predicted model, not a curated record